Messenger RNA from Paramisgurnus dabryanus, 2003 nucleotides. It is a transcript of the gene card19, whose product is annotated as caspase recruitment domain family, member 19. Gene Ontology annotation, cellular component: mitochondrion. The record is from RefSeq and is a predicted model, not a curated record. NCBI's taxonomy places the organism in Eukaryota, Metazoa, Chordata, Actinopteri, Cypriniformes, Cobitidae.
UUUUUAGAAAAAUCUUGCAAUUAUUGUGUAUAAAAUGUAAAAUGUUUGGACUGAGAAUUUGUUGCUUUUACAACGUUUUUACCAGCAGGUGGCGUCAUAUUUAAGUUUUUCGAGCGCUUCGAUAGAACGAAUCUUUUUUCUAAGCAAUCGGUUCAAUUGAUUCGAAUCUUCGAAAAGCUUCGUUUCACCAAUCACUACUUCCUGUAAGUGUUGGCCCCUCCCCUCGGUGUCAUGGGCGUGUCCACAACAGACAGCAAAGGAGACUUCAGAAUGGGAGAGAGCUUCUAUGAACAGCUGCAGAUAGACAGCCAGUUCUUGAAAUCGGACCGGCGUUUGGACACAGAGUUGGUGGAUAAACUCAUCCUGCAGCUCAACAGAAUCUAUCCACAGAUCCUUACUGACAAGGAAGCCACCAGGUUUAGGGAUUUGGAUGUUCCCACAUGCGUCAGGCUGGCAGAGCUGCUGUCUCGUCUGCAGGAGAAAGGAGAGGAGGCGUGUCGAGAGUUUUACCGAGCACUGCACCUCCACGUGGAAGAGGUUUACUUCAGCUUACCCACACGUCUCCGGCUCAGGGAGUCUGGUGAUCGAGUUGAUCCAAUCGUGAAUCCCAAACACAGAUAUGUACUAAAUGACCGAAGUCCUGUAUUCUUCAUAAGUUGCUUCAGCGCAGCUGUCGGUGCCGCUCUUCUGUAUUAUUAUGGUGAGUCCAAGGAGGUGUCGGGUUCAAGCAGUGCACUCGGUCUGGCUGCCAUGGGUCUAAGUAGAAAGGUGCGAGAUGUUCUCAUCUGGUACACAGAAGAUGGAAUAUAAUGGAUUUUUUUGCUGCCUUUAAAAAUAAUUUUGACACUAUACAAGAUCAGAGUAUCACACAAAAUAAGUUUCAGAUCUCACAGGUGGAUUGUGUAUGUUGCUGUUUCUCUUGGCGGCAGCACAUAUGUUCAUAUAAUUUCUACAUCAUUUUUUCUACAUCAUUUGAUCAGUGUUUAACCUGAUGACCAGCAUAGAUGAUUACCAGCAUUUGUUUAGUAUAACUUCAUUGCAAAACACCAACUUCAGGUUUUAAAAUAUAUAUGUAUGUAGUGUAUAAAGUAAUUACUGAUGUGAGUGUGAAUUGCCUACAUCUGGAAAAAUUAGAUACCAAACAAACAUUGCUAUUUUGAAAUAUUAUAUAAGUACAUGCAACAGUGAAACUUAUAAAAUUAAUACUUCUUGAUUUACAUUCACCACUGAAAAGUAGGCAACUAAUAAUUAAUACUGGGCAUUUAGGUAUCAAACUCAUUUUUAUGCUCAAGGAUAAAGUUAACACUGGUUAAUAUCAAUAAUCUCUCAUUCAUGUACUGUAUAUAUCAUUCAUACUGUAACUGAUAUUUAUCCAAUAUUUAUCCUGAUAUUAUGACAAAAUGUGGACCCGAGUGGGUUUUAGCCUUACUAAAUGCACCCGUUAUGACAAAUAGAUGAAGUGUAAGUAUAUUUUGAGAUAUAAAGCUGAACUUAAGGAGUAUUAGGAGCUUGUUACCUUGUAAUACUUUUUGUAAGUGGUUAAGCGUUUUGUGGGUUAAGGUUUUAUAUUUUAUUCAUUGUUUCUAUAUAUUUUAUAAAUCUGUUUUUUAAUAAUAGCAGCAUGUUUGCACUGAAUUAUCUAUUAAUAAUCGAUCACAUUUGUCAGUUUCCUAGGAGAUAUUUCUAACUUUCGUGGCCUUAUUUUUGCAGUAAAAAAAUAAGAAAUAUUUUGCAAGAUUUGUAUGAAGAGGAAAAUACUAUAAAUAAUUGAGCAAUUUGGCUAGUCAGUCAGAUAAAUAGACGUUUUUGAACCCUGACAAAAAGAAAGAAAAUAUAUUUAGUAUAUAUCAUCUUUAAAAAUCUACUAUGUCUAAUGCAUUUGGGUAUAAGUGGAUUGUGUGCCUUUGUAAUAUGUAUAAGUUGUUGCCUUUGUAUAUAAAGCAAGUUAAGGACAAUUGGAAAGUUUCUAAAAUCUGAAUAAAUAAAUAUUGUUAUUAAUUUCA